This is a messenger RNA of Juglans regia (Persian walnut), 546 nucleotides long. RefSeq names its product RING-H2 finger protein ATL70-like. The record is from RefSeq and is a predicted model, not a curated record. The transcript has a single exon. NCBI's taxonomy places the organism in Eukaryota, Viridiplantae, Streptophyta, Magnoliopsida, Fagales, Juglandaceae. The coding region runs from base 1 to 546 and encodes 181 amino acids.
AUGGACCCGCCCAGCUCCAUGGAUUCUUAUUAUGAUCCUACAGAUCAAAACACGGAUGACGCUUUUGCUUAUAGCUUCGGAUUCUCCCUUGUCAUCGUCGCUGUUAUCAUAACAAUGGCCAUGGCUUCUUACUACUGCAGCCGCAGGUAUUCAGGCUCUGAAACUUACAACAGAAACGUCUCACUUUCCACCAGUACUACCGGAGAUAUUGGCAGCUCCCGCUCCGUGGUGAUCGAAGUUAUAGGCCUCGACGAAGCCGCUCUUCAUAGGUUCCCGAAGUUGCUUUACUCCCAGGUCAAACUCAACAAGGCUGGUGAGUCCACUGCUUCUGCCUGCUGCUCCAUAUGUUUGGCGGAUUAUCGAGACACCGAUUUGCUUAGGCUGUUGCCUGAUUGUGGCCACCUUUUCCAUCGGAAAUGUGUGGAUCCAUGGUUGCGGCUGCAUCCUACUUGUCCCAUCUGUCGGAACUCUCCGGCGCCGACUCCUCUGUCGACUCCUCUUGCUGAGGUGGCUCCCUUGGCAGUGCGACAAUAUCGACAAAUUUAA